AAGGGCUGGGCGAGAUAGCUGUGACGUCGUCACGCUGAGGUAGACUGGCCAGAGGCAGAACCUAUAUAAGCAACCAUGUCGUACAUACAUCAGCAACCGAUAUCCAUGAAUCAGAACUCCAGCAAUGUCAACACCGUGGUCGUCAACAGCCAACCCGCCCCCAUCGUCAAGCAGCCCCGGGAGUGGGGCACAGGCCUGUGUCAGUGUUUUGAUGACUGCGUCAUUUGUAUGUGUGGUACCUUCUGCCUCGUCUGUCUAUCCAUGAAGACGGCCAGUGAGAUGGACGAGUCCAUGUGCGUACCCUGCUGUGUACCCGGGGGUGGCGUCGCCAUGAGGGUCAAGAUCAGGACUCAGGAGAAUAUCUAUGGUUCCAUCUGCAACGACUGUUUGCUGGAAACGUUCUGUGGUCCCUGCUCCCAGUGCCAGCUAGCCAGAGAGGUCAAGCACAUCAGACAGGGUCGCAACACCAGGGCGAUCUAACCCCCCAGCCCGCCAUCUUGAUCAUCCAACCCUUCAACCCAGCCUAGCUGAACCAACCCUCCAGCCCUUCGCUUACAACCCUCUGACUGCUCUUUCACUAACUCACAACUCGAAGUAUGUUCUGUUCAUGUUACGCUACUUUCGUAAAAUUAUAUGAUU
Molecule: messenger RNA, 639 nt
Organism: Physella acuta
Lineage: Eukaryota; Metazoa; Mollusca; Gastropoda; Physidae
Product: placenta-specific gene 8 protein
Source: RefSeq, a predicted model, not a curated record